This is a messenger RNA of Pipra filicauda (Wire-tailed manakin), 741 nucleotides long. It is a transcript of the gene HSD17B8, whose product is annotated as hydroxysteroid 17-beta dehydrogenase 8. NCBI's taxonomy places the organism in Eukaryota, Metazoa, Chordata, Aves, Passeriformes, Pipridae. The transcript has 8 exons. The coding region runs from base 110 to 649 and encodes 179 amino acids. The record is from RefSeq and is a predicted model, not a curated record. Gene Ontology annotation, molecular function: oxidoreductase activity, acting on the CH-OH group of donors, NAD or NADP as acceptor; 2,3-dihydro-2,3-dihydroxybenzoate dehydrogenase activity. Gene Ontology annotation, biological process: siderophore biosynthetic process.
GCGACAUGUCGGGGGUGGCGGCGACAGCGAAAGGGCUCCCCCGGAACUGCCCCCCCGACCACGGAGCUUUCCAGGAUCGGAUGUGGCCGAUCCCAAAAGCGUCGCCGGGAUGGUGAGGGGGGUGCAGGAGCACUUUGGGGUUCCCCCCCGUGUCCUGGUGUCCUGUGCCGGGAUCACCCGCGACCGGAUGUUCCUGGAGAUGGGAGAGCGGGAAUUCCGGGAGGUGCUGGGGGUGAACCUGGAGGGGACGUUCCUGGUGACACAGGAGGUGACAAAGGCCUUGGUGACAUCGGGGGACCCCGGGGGGGCCUCCCUGGUCCUCGUGGGCAGCGUGGUGGCCAAGGUGGGGAAUUUGGGCCAAACCAACUACGGGGCCUCCAAGGGGGGGGUGGAGGGGCUGACCCGGAGCGUGGCCAAGGAGGUGGCCAGGUUUGGGAUCCGCUGCAAUUCCGUCCUGCCGGGAUUUAUCGUCACCCCCAUGACGGACAAAGUGCCCCCAAAAGUGCUGGACAAGUUCGCAGGGAUGGUGCCACUGGGACGACUGGGGGACCCUGAGGACGUGGCAGACGUGGUGGCUUUCCUGGCGUCGGGGGACAGCGGCUACGUCACCGGGGCCACCCUGGAGGUGACAGGGGGUCUCUUCAUGUGACGGAUCCAGCCCCUCCCCCCGAUGUCCCCCCAAUGGGGGGGAGGGGCAGACCUCAAAAUUUGGGGGGUUGGGAUGGGGGGGAGGCCCCGAGU